Messenger RNA from Magallana angulata, 3375 nucleotides. RefSeq names its product myb-related protein A-like. The transcript has 16 exons. NCBI's taxonomy places the organism in Eukaryota, Metazoa, Mollusca, Bivalvia, Ostreida, Ostreidae. Gene Ontology annotation, biological process: regulation of DNA-templated transcription. The record is from RefSeq and is a predicted model, not a curated record. Gene Ontology annotation, cellular component: nucleus. Gene Ontology annotation, molecular function: DNA-binding transcription factor activity, RNA polymerase II-specific; RNA polymerase II cis-regulatory region sequence-specific DNA binding. Bases 184 to 2229 code for a protein of 681 amino acids.
AUCCAGUUCCGGUUUACAGGACCAAUCGCUGAUCUACCGCGCGCAAUUUGGUGUUUGUGUACACUGCUUUGUACAGAAUUUUCACAUUUCAUUAGAACUAAUGAAAAACUGGACAGUCAUAUGUGAAGUUUUAUAAACCCAAAGAAGUGAUGGCUAGAUUAGAAGUGUCUACACCAAGUAGACAUGAGUGAUCUGUCUGACAGUUCCAGUAGACAAUCCUUCAGCAGUGGAGAAGAUUCAAGCGAUUCGGAGUUAGUUGAUCACGACUACAACAGUCACAUCUUUGCAGCUAAGAAAGUAAUUAAUAAAGGAAGGUGGUCAACAGAGGAGGACGAAAAAUUGCGUAACUUAGUGGAGGUAAAAGGGGACUCUGACUGGAAGCUAGUAGCCAACUAUUUUUUUGAUCGGUCAGACAUCCAGUGCCAACACAGGUGGUGUAAAGUACUCAACCCAAAUCUCGUCAAAGGUGCCUGGACCAAAGAAGAAGAUGAAAAAGUAAUUAAGCUUGUGAGAGAAAUUGGAGCAAAGCAUUGGACCCAGAUCUCUAAGCAUCUUCAGGGUAGAACUGGAAAACAGUGUCGAGAGAGGUGGCAUAAUCAUUUAAAUCCAGAAAUCAAGAAGUCAGCCUGGACUAGAGAAGAGGACAUACUAAUAUACCAACUUCAUAGGUCCUUGGGCAACAGAUGGGCAGAAAUAGCCAAGUAUUUACCUGGAAGAACUGAUAAUGCAAUAAAGAAUCACUGGAACUCUACAAUGAAGAGGAAGUAUGAGGAGAGGAUCCCACCCCCUGACUUUACCGGGACAUACCCUGGUCCUGUGGUCAGUGGGCAGCCCUGCACCCCCAGUAAUUCUGCUGUGCCCUCACUCCAGCCCGUACAGCUGUUCCCAAACUCAAAGGUCGGCCAGGACGCAGUUACUGCUCUUGUGUCUGGACAAGAUGUACCGCAGAUGGCAGUGUUGAAAGUUGUUCCGAAUGGACGGAAUGGAUCAAAUAGAAAGACUCCAUCCAAGUUUACUUCACUAUAUUCAAAAGAGUACAGAUUUGAUGGGAAAGCAAUCAAGAAGUUGAAGAGUCCCGGGCGUCUGAUUCCCAUCCCUUCCUCUGUCACCUCCAAGUUUUCCGCUGUUCCGUCCAUUUUAAGACGGGGGCGAUCAAGACGCAAGAGACCUGUCAAAAUGAAUCGGGCUCUAAAGAAGAGAAAUAUCAUAAACAUUACCAAGAGACACUUUCUGCAAACGAAUGACCUAGAUACAGCCUUCCGCGAUGAGACAGAGACGAGUGACACAGAAAACAUUGAGCCAAUCAGUCUCCCGUUCAUGUCUUACAAGGAGCAGCCCAAAGACAUCGUAGAAUUAGAACAAGGAGUUAUUCUGACAGAAAUCAAUCCAGAAGACAUUGAUAAUGACCCGGGGAAAGGAAAUGACUCCUUGUUAGAGGCCCUUACUCCAAAUGGAACUCCAAUAAAAAGUUUACCGUUUUCUCCUUCCGUGUUCCUCAACAGUCCUGACAUUCCGAUUGGACGUGUAACUUCUACACCGGUGUGCACCCAGCGUGAGGCCGCCACCCCCACCUGUAUGUCCCAGGGUAUUGCUGCCUGCACAGUCCAAACCAGGUCUGCCAACUGCACCCCAAGAAUUAGACGAACACUACUGAAUGCCUCCCCCAGAACACCCACUCCUUUCAAGGAUGCCAUGGCCGACAAAAAGAACAAAAUCAGUGAAGUGCCAGAGGAUGCAUGUAUUUUAAACAGAGAAGACAAUAAGCUGACAUAUACACCAGAAAACCUUCAACUGGAACUCAGAAAACAAGCACCAGCAACCCUUCAAAAGGCACAGCCUAAACAUAGAAUGAGAAAAUGUCUAGCCACAAGAUGGCUGUCACCAAGGAGAGAGACAAGUUUCCAAGGAGAGAAACCUGUGGUGAUGUCUCCAGAAACACCUAGUAAAUCUUUACAAAAUGAUGCCAGUGUGCUGUUUUCACCUCCUUCUAUCAUCAAGGACACAUUACCAGAGGAAAUAUUGGAAGAAAUGAAAUCGCCUCCCAAACAGAAAAAUAAGAAUAUUCUGGUUAGAAAGUCCAGCAGAAAAAUUCAGUUUGCAGAACCUGAGCCACAGGACAUAACAAAAUUGAAUACAGAAUUUGUGAGGAUUGCUUGUGGAAGAACAGAUGAUGAGAUACUAAUGAUUGAUUAUGCUAGGAGCAUUGUUAGAACUUCAUCUUUUCCAUAAGCCAUAACUACCAGUGGGAGGAGAGAGAGAGAGGAGAGAGAGAGAGAGAGAGAGAGAGAGAGAGUACGAGUACAUAUUAAAGUUACAAGUAACCUAGUAACCUUAUAUUCAAUAGUAUAGUUCCUUUUAUAGUUAUAAAUGAAAUAUUAUUGUACAUGAACAAGGCAGGAAAAGGAAUGAGCAAGCUACAGGUUUUGAAAAACGUAAUAAGGUAAAAACUAACUCCCAGUCAGAAUAUUUAAUGUUGUCAAAAACCAUUGUUACAUUUAUCUUUUAUCGGUAUAUAUACAUGUACUUAGAUUUAGUUAUUUAUUUGUAGAUUUUGAUUUAGUUUUGUAUCGUGGUUUGUGAUGGCAUCUUUAAUAUCUUAUAUUCUAGCAAAUUAGCAAGUUUAAAAGUAACCGAUACAUAGGAAAGGAGAGUGAGAUUUAAAGGUGGACUACUUACUUAUUACAGGUAUUUUUUAAUGUAUGUUACAUUGCAUUAAGAGAAGAUGCUGAGCUGUAGCUUUUUAUAUGGAUAAUAUCAGUGUCUUCUUGUGGCCAUGAAUGAAGAUGUUCUGAGUGGCAGAUUACUUAUUACAUGUUGUUUUUGUAAUCUAUAUUGUACUGUGAAAUACAGUUGUACAUGUACAAGAAAAGACAUACAUGUAUUUACAAAUGAGUAAAAUUUUUUUUUACAUGGUUACAUGCAAUAUGACAACCAUUGAACAUUUUUUUGUUUAAUAAAAUUUAAAAAUGAAUGUGCUAAUGAAAACCUGUGGAUGUAGAAAUAUACUUUAGAGGAAAACUUGGAAGUUGUGUUUAAAAUCUUAACCAUCAGAAGGUCAAUACAAAACCAACCUGAUUUUGCAAAAAGACUCUUGUGCACCAUAGCCUUAUUACGGUAUUCCACAGGAAUUAGAUUGAGGUUUUAAAUUUUUUUUUCAAACAAAGUAGAUUUCCAUGUUGACUUGUCUUUCUGCCUGUUAUAAAUUACAAUGUGCUAUGUGUAAAAAACUGUUUUUGUCUUGUGAAUGUUUAUUUAUGUACAUUUGUUGAUUUCUUUUGUUUUGAAUUAUUUUGAGUUUGUUUAAAAAAUUGAAGUACAUUUCAACAAUGAUUGAUGUACAGCAUGUAGAUGGUACAAUAAAACUCGAUAAACAAU